CUUUAUAGUAUACUAGUGAUUUAAAACUGAAAGAAUUUUAUUGCAAAACAACUGCAUUUUUAAUUUUGUAUGCAGCUAGGACCAAACUUGAAAAACACUUUGUAGUAAGGAAAAAAAACAUGGAGGAUUUACAAGAGAUUAAUUGUGAUACGGCCUGUUUUCAGUCAUCAUCAUCAUCAUCCAUGAUGGAUCAUGAUCAAUCGGCACCGACAACACCAGCAAGUGACAAUAAUAAUAAUAAUAAUAAUUCAUUUGGUUAUUGUAGGACCAACUCUUCAUCAGGUUUUUCUGAGCAAUCAUCAACUGAUCAUGAUUUCAAUAGCUGUUCAUCAGAGGCAAAUUCUCCGGUAUGCUGGCCAGGCACCAGGAAAUCACCUUACUGCAGGCCAACCCUUUCGAGAUUUGCUGGAGGAAUCAACAAGUAUCUUAAUCUCAAGGAUAAUGAUCAUCAUAAGGUCAUCAAUAAUGAUCAAGCACCUACUGAUUUGGAGCUUGAAAUGAUCAAGGAAAGAUUUUCGAAGCUUUUGUUGGGGGAGGAUAUGUCAGGCGGUGGCAAAGGCGUUUCCACUGCAGUUACUGUCUCUAAUGCUAUCACAAAUCUCUAUGUUUCUAUGUUUGGGCAGCACCAGAGGUUGGAACCGUUGUAUCGUGAUAACAAGAUGAUGUGGAAAAGGGAAAUGACUUGCUUGUUAUCUGUAUGUGAUUACAUUGUUGAAUUUGUCCCAGCUUCACAAAACGGAGCAUCCAUGGAGAUGAUGAUUAGCAGGCCAAGAUCAGAUAUAGAUAUCAACCUUCCCGCGUUAGUUAAGCUCGAUGCACUUCUCAUUGAAAUAUUGGAGAGUUUCCAAGAAACAGAAUUUUGGUAUGACGAACAAGGAAGCAUGUCAGGACACUCAGGGACUGGAUCUUUUAGACAAACUCCUCGGCCUCGGAGGAAAGAAGAGAAGUGGUGGCUGCCCGUCCCAUGUGUUUCAGCAGAAGGCCUUUCAGAGAUGGCCAAGAAGCAUUUGAGACAGAAACGUGAUGCAGCAAAUCAAAUAUACAAAGCUGCAAUGGCUAUCAACAAUAGUGUUCUUGCCGAUAUGGAAAUCCCACGCACGUAUAUUGCUUCCCUUCCUAAGAGUGGAAGAACAAGUGUAGGGGAUACCAUAUAUCGGUACAUGACUUCCACAAGCAGAUUCUCCCCUGAACAUCUUCUCGAUUGUCUCAACAUAAGCUCGGAACAUGAAGCCCUUGAGUUAGCCGAUCGUGUUGAGGCCUCCAUGUUCACAUGGAGGCAAAAAGCAUGCUCAAGUUUUCCAAACUCAUCAUGGGAAUUGGUUAAAGAACACAUGGAGGGCGAAAAGAACGUGGUGCUAGCCGAAAGAGCGGAAAUAUUAUUUUUCAGCCUAAAACAACGCUUCCCCAAACUUGCACAAACAACACUAGACACGACCAAAAUUCAAUACAACAGAGAUGUGGGACAAGCUAUAUUGGAGAGCUACUCAAGGGUUUUGGAAGGUUUAGCAUAUAAUAUUGUUGGUUGGGUGGAAGAUGUAUUGUUUGUAGACCAUUCCGUGACAAACCAACAACAUCAAGACUCUUAGUUAUUGUUAACCUGCCUCUGCCUGCCUUAUUUUUGCAAGAUAUACAUAUAUUUUUGUACGUUUAGACAUACUCUAUCAAUUUCUUCUUCUGCCUAUUUGUAUAUAGAAAUGAUGAUUAGUUAGUCCAAUUAAGCUUAUCACUAAA
Messenger RNA from Erigeron canadensis, 1731 nucleotides. Its product is annotated as rop guanine nucleotide exchange factor 3-like. The transcript has 7 exons. The coding region runs from base 120 to 1586 and encodes 488 amino acids. Gene Ontology annotation, molecular function: guanyl-nucleotide exchange factor activity. The record is from RefSeq and is a predicted model, not a curated record. NCBI's taxonomy places the organism in Eukaryota, Viridiplantae, Streptophyta, Magnoliopsida, Asterales, Asteraceae.